This is a messenger RNA of Scaptodrosophila lebanonensis, 771 nucleotides long. Its product is annotated as general transcriptional corepressor trfA-like. The transcript is spliced from 2 exons. Bases 35 to 523 code for a protein of 162 amino acids. NCBI's taxonomy places the organism in Eukaryota, Metazoa, Arthropoda, Insecta, Diptera, Drosophilidae. The record is from RefSeq and is a predicted model, not a curated record.
CAGUAUAGACAAUCUUAAGAACUUCAACGCCAAGAUGUGGGCUAAGAAAUGGGAGCAGGUUCUAGAUCUUGAACCGGAGUCACAGUUAGAAGAAGCCAACGGGCAAGAGGAAUUACCAGAGCAACAAAAUGCCGGGAAAGGAGAGGGAAAUGAGAAACAUAUUGAAGCGAGGGAUGCAAUAUUUAAGCAACAGAAUAAGCGCGAGCAAGAAACCGAAAAGAAUCAUGUAGAAAAUGUAAAAGAACCUAAAGAUUUGGAGCCGGAACAAGAUCAACCAUUGGAACAGGCUCAACAGACAACUCAGGCCACUCUGGCCACCCAGGACAUCCAGGAACCUCAGUCCGACCCGCAACUAAGUGAGGAGCAUGAGCGCAGAAUGAUUAAUGUAAUUCUGGAUUUGAUUGAGCGCUUGUUGAAUGAUAUAGAGCGCAGCUUGCAGCAGAUGGAUGAACGUAUUGAGCGAUUAUUUCUGGAGCCCAUCGCAACUCAUCGCAACCGCCGCAAAUGGUCGCCAGGCAAUUAAGAAUAUUUACUUAAAAAUUAUUAUAUAUUAGAACAACACUUGCAACAUUUGAUAAGACUGGAUUUUAAAUUCAUGGCGAUGAACCUCUUUAUCCCCUUCAUAGCAGAAUCCAGGGGAGAAAUUUAAUGCAGUUGCAAAAUACAAUGCUUAAUGUUUAUUUAAAAAUCUUUAAAGAACUCAUGAAAUCCACUUUCGUAUUGUAUUGUUUCUAUAUUCUGUAUUGUUGCCUUGUUUCAAAAUAAAAAUUG